Salvelinus sp. IW2-2015 is the source of this 6391-nucleotide messenger RNA. The record is from RefSeq and is a predicted model, not a curated record. Lineage: Eukaryota; Metazoa; Chordata; Actinopteri; Salmoniformes; Salmonidae.
UUAUCUAAAUCAUAACUAGCGGGUUGAAAAUAGUGGAAUCCUAUCAAAACACAGCUAGCUAGCGUGUGACGUUGUCAUUGUUUUGACAGCAGCACCAGGCUGGAGCGAGUUUACAGUAUGCCAGAGUUAUAGCAUGGAUCCAGACAGUGAGCCGGAUACACAACGAGCUCUCAGUUUGCAAUGGAAGAGCUAUAAGCUCGUCCAAGACCCAGCCAUCCGGAGGGUUAACAACAAAAUAUACCGAUAUGAUGGGGUGCAUUUCAGUGUGCCGGACUCGGGGUUCCCCCCAGUGGGAGAUUUGCGGGACCCUCGACCUCGUAGAAUCUGGUCCAGGCACACAGAGAUGGCCCUGCCAGUGCCCAAGUUCAAACUGGAUGAGUUCUACGUGGGCCCCAUUCCCCUCAAGGAGGUGACCUUCGCUCGCCUCAAUGACAACAUCAAGGAACCCUUCCUYGCUGAGAUGUGCGCAAAGUUUGGAGAGGUGGAGGAGAUGGAGAUAUUGUUUCACCCCAAGACCCGUAAGCACCUGGGCCUGGCCCGCGUGCUCUUCACCAGCACCAGGGGGGCGAAGGACACGGUCAAACACCUGCACAACACCUCCGUCAUGGGMAACAUCAUUCACGCUCAGCUGGACAUCAAAGGCCAGCAGAGGCAGAAGUAUUAUGACCUGAUAGUGAGUGGCUCCUACACGCCCCAGACUGUGCCCACAGGAGGCAAGGCCCUGACAGAGCGGUUCCAGCUCCCAGCGCCAACACAGCCAGACACGUCGUCAGAUAUCAGGCGGAGACUGUCCUCUGAGAUAGCUGGCCUGGCUGUGGGCUUGGCUGCAGGGGUACCGGCUCUCACCCCUGGGAGCACCACCCCCUGCUCUGUGGACACAGGCUUCAGUGAGCAGCGUCUAGACACGACCCCCUCCUCRAUGGGGGGGCCCUACACCCCAGGCUCCUCCGCUUCCUCGCAGGGAGGAGGAACGCCCUACACCCCUCGCUCUGUCUCACAGGACUCGGGCUACGCUGUUGCCAGACAAGUUGGAUACAGUGCUGGCCCAUUGACCAGUGGCUACCCUCCCCAGGACAUGCUUCCCUCCUCCUCCUGCUCCUCCUCUACCGUCUCCUCCUCAGURGGGYCAUACAAAGCUCCCCGGUACUCGGAGGACCCCCAUGCACCRCCUCAAGACCCCUACCAAAGGUGUCGCCCCACAUACCCCCCUACCGGCCCUUUCCGUCCUAACGAGCCCCCGCUCUACCCCACAUACCCAAACYCUGGAGGGGCUGGACAGCACAUGGCACACCACCCUGCAAUGCCUCCCCCACCUCRUGCACCCCAGUACGAGCAGCCURCURUGGCAGACCGGGACAGAGAGAGGGACAGAGAGCGGGACAGGGACUCAGGAGGGCGGUACGGUGCCGGUGGGAUUGGCUCUAGAAGGUCAUCUUACCAGGAUGCCAACUCUUCCUCACAUUAUUCGCACCACUCGGACAGCAGUAGUAGUAGUAGUAGUAGCAGCAGCCGGCGACGGAGCAGCCACGACCGAGACAGCAGGGAGAGGGACAGAGACAGCGACUACUCAAACAGCUCCGACCCCAGAUUCAACUCCAACUCCCACCGCUCCUCCUCCAACAGCCUGUCCCCGCCUCCAUCUGCCUACCCCUCCUACUCUUCCUCCAAAGACCAACCCCCUCCCCACAACCCCUCUGUCUCCUCCCGCCUAGAGCCCUCCUCAGUGUAUCGUGCCCAGCCUAGUGGUGCUGGUUCUGGGGAGAGGGGGUCUGUGUCUGACAAGGACCCCCGAUCCCACCACACCCCUCUGCCGCCCCCUCCACCACCUCCCCUCCCCCCUGCCUCUGUGAUAGCGGCGGCUGUAGCAGAGACGCUCAGCACUCUUGACUUUGGCCAGGAGAGCCCAAUGACCAUACUAGUCUCCAUGGAACAGGACCUCUGCAGGAGGAGACAGCCCAACCUGAGCCUAUUGAUCCAAGGACCAGACAAGGGGCACAGACACCCCCCUACAACGGAAAGAGUCAGAACACACCAUACAGCAGUGACACCCACCACGCCACUCCUUCCUCCGUCUCUUCUCCUUCUUCAUCCCAGGCCCCCUGCCCUCCCAGACAGACCCCUCUGCCUCCCCUCUGACCCCACACAGCACUUUGGCACGUCCAUGCCUGCUCCACCCAUCCCCUCUUACCCCCUCACCCUCCCAGGCUUUUCCCUGCAGCCCCCUCCACCCCCCUGCAUCCCCCCACCGCUGGGCCACAUGGAGCUGCACUCUGAGUACCCUCCUCCCAUGCCCCCACACAUGUAUGACUAUGCCAGCAGUAUGGAGCUGAUGAACCAGUACAGUGGCGGAGCCCCCAUGUCCUUCCAGAUGCAGACCCAGAUGCUGAGUCGGCUGCACCAGCUAAGGAUGUCCUCUAAUGGCACCGCUGCCCCUGGCGACGCCCCCCCUUCAGACUACUACCACUCCAUGCCCCCUCCCCCACACACCCACCACCCCUACAUGGACCAAGAAGGGGGUGGCUAUGAGCAGGACCAGCACUACAUGCCCCCCCACAUGCCCUACGCCUACCCUGGCCCCUCUCAGAUGCCCCACCACCACGCCAUCCCCCCUCCACACACGGGCUGGGCCCCGCAUGUCUUACCCGAACACUACGCAUACCACACCCCUCCGCCCUAUGGGACUAUGCCUCCUGUGGGGGGYGAGGCCCAGUACGGGGCGGAGGGGGACCCCCAAAUGCCCCUGCUAACAGAGAACCCCCACGAGGCCACAGUGCAGCUGGUGCUGGCCACCCUCAUCCAGGAGAUGAAGAGCAUCAUGCAGAGGGACCUCAACCGCAAGAUGGUGGAGAACAUCGCCUUUGGAACCUUUGACGAGUGGUGGGAGCGCAAGGAGACCAAAGCCAAGCCGUUCCAGACCAUGGUUCGGGGUGUGGCUGCAGUGAGGGACGAGGACAAGAAGGAGGAGAACAAGGCCAGCAGCAAGCCCCGGGAGCCCCUCAUGUCUCUGGUGGACUGGGCCAAGAGUGGAGGAAUGGAAGGCUUCUCACUGAGAGGGGCGCUACGACUUCCCUCAUUCAAGGUGAAGAGGAAAGAACCUCUGGAGCUAGCAGAGGACUUGUACCAUGACAAGGGUCUAGAGGAAGAAAUGCAGAUGGGGAGGGCCACAGGGCUGAGAGGACAGCAGGCGGAGGAAGAAGAAGGACGAGAAGUCGGAAACCUUGGGACCUGGACAGCGAAGGAGAAGAGACUUCUGACGAGGACGAGGAGGGAAGUGACAAGGAGGAAGGAGAGCAGGCCGGCAGUGGACUGGACACCAUGGAUGAGUCUACGAUGGACAGCACAGCUUGACACAGAGAAGGGGAUGACCGACUCAAUAAAGAGCCCUGUCCCUCUGGUGUCCCCCCCAAUCACCCCCACCAAGUCCCCCAACAAACAGGGCCUCCCAAAUCUCAGUGUGGGUGUGUCGCACCGUGCAGACACUCCCCCUGCGACCACGCCUCCAUGGUCAAGAUGGCCUCGAGGAGGCCCGCCCCCUGUCACAAAAGGCCGGGGCAGGGACGCCCCAGGACUGUCAGCCUGUCGACCCCCACCCUCCCCCCUCCUUCCAACACCUCAGAAGGAGGAGGGGGGGGGACUGCAGAGGCUGAGACUCAGUAGCAGCUGGAGCAUCCAGCCUGCUACAACUGGCUCGGCCCCCACGGCUGAUAUGUGCCUGAAGCUGGACCAGACGCGGAGAUCAGAGGAGACCGAGACGUCAGACGAGGCAGAGGAGCAGAAAGUGGAGGAGGAGAUGCUUCUUCCAAAAGCCGCUCCCCUCGCCAAGAGGAAGGGAAUGGUGGCGAGACAGGGAACUGGAGGAGAUGGGGGAAAGCAGAGAACAAGAAGAGGAGGAGGAAAGAUAAGGAAAAUCUGGAGUCAGCAAAAAACGAAAAAGCAGAAGGAACAUCAGACCAAGAAACAGAAGAGGAAACUAGAGGAGGUGGACCUGGAGGAGGAUGUGGACGUGGAGCAGCUGGAGCCGGGUGAGCUGUCUAACACAGAGGACGAGGAAGAGGAAGAGUGGGACGAUGUGAGGAAGAGCGAGCGCCUCUUCCUCCAGGAGGCCGGGUUGACUUCGUCGCAGCGUUGGCCCAAGCCCAUCCCUGCCCCGGAGCCCGUCACGUUUGACCAGCGCAGCGAGUUUGAGCAGAUGACCAUCCUGUAUGACAUCUGGAACUCUGGUCUAGACAUGGAGGACAUGACGCUGCUGAAGACGACCUACGAGAAGCUGCUGCAGGACGACCACAGCACCGACUGGCUCAACGACACACACUGGGUCCACCACACUGUUACCAACAUCCCCAACCCGCGGCGUAAGAAGAAGAGUGCAGACGGGCAGCUGCGGGAGCACGUGACAGGCUGUGCCAGGAGCGAGGGCUACUACGCCAUCAGCAGGAAGGAGAAGGAUGUCUACCUGGAUCUGGAACUGCCUGAGCAGGCCCUACUGGAGGCUGCCGACUACGACGCCUCUGGCUCAAACCGGCUGCUGUCAGAGAGACGGUCGGAGCAGCGCCGCCUCCUCAGUGCCAUAGGCAUCCCUGCAGUCAUGGACUCUGACCUGCUCAAACUCAAUCAGCUCAAGUUCCGUAAGAAGAAGCUUCGAUUUGGCCGCAGUAGGAUCCAUGAAUGGGGCCUGUUCACCAUGGAACCCAUUGCUGCUGACGAGAUGGUCAUUGAGUAUGUGGGCCAGAAUAUCAGACAGAUGGUGGCUGACAACAGAGAGAAGCGUUAUGCCCAGCAGGGCAUUGGGAGCAGCUACCUGUUCAGAGUGGACCACGACACCAUCAUUGAUGCUACCAAGUUAGGCAACCUGGCACGCUUCAUCAACCACUGCUGCACUCCUAACUGCUAUGCAAAGGUGAUCACCAUAGAAUCCCAGAAGAAGAUUGUGAUCUACUCCAAGCAAGCCAUUGGCAUGAAUGAAGAGAUUACCUACGACUACAAGUUCCCUCUAGAGGAAAAUAAAAUUCCCUGUCUGUGUGGAACAGAGAACUGCCGUGGGACGCUCAACUAGAUAUCACAGCAUGACCACUCUCACACUGAGGUGUGGCAGUGCCCCGUUUCAGUCCCUCCUGUCCCCCCUCCACAACCUCCGACUAUAACCAAGAACAAAGCCACACCCACCACCAACAGCCCCCCUCCUGACCGCAAAGCCCACCUGCUCCUCCAGACUGUCAAACAGUUGUCUGUACCAUAUCCAGAAAACAGAGAGAGACAUGCAACGUUUGCACUGUUCACACGCUUUAAUUUACCUGGGGUUAUGGUUUAUUAUCUUAGGGGCUGUGAUACUCUCCUUCCCAGGGGUGUGAUUAAUAAUCGGGCCCCCUCUUCUGUACCCCAAACCCCUGAAAUGCAGCAUUAGUCUCCGCUGUAGCAGGAUUUAAUAACUUAGGACCACUUGUUCCCGUUCGGUCAAGAGUGGACAUUUUUUACCCCCCUGCCAACAGCCUUUCCUUGGAAUAGAGAAUGUAACCGUAACCUGGUUUUGUAUGUCUUGUCUGCCUCCGCACAGAUAGGGAGUGGUCCGGAAGCUCCCGCUAACCCAAACCCUCUGCCCACACACACCAAUCCGCACAUAGACGCACAGGAUUUACAAACAUAUUCAGGGUUUUAAAGGCGCUCGUUCGCAGCGCAGUUUUAGUUACACACUAAUCCAUUGGGACUUCAGUUAUGCAAGAUUUCCAAACAUGAAGAUUGUUUGAGCUUUGUCAUUUUAUAGUAUUGCAUAUUCUUAUUCUUGUUCUGAUUUAGUUGCGUGAGCUGUAGGUGGGUGUGUGACUCUCCCCUCACCAGUUUGUUUGGAUGAGAGACCAUAGACUUAAAUAUUUGUUUUUCACCAUGCUAAAUAAGAACAAAUCAUUUGUAGAUCAAAUAGUGUGUGGCGUCACAUCAGUUUAUCUUUAAAGCUUAAGAUGGCUGCUGAGUUUUAGUCUGCAGGUUUAUCUCAAUUUGGAAUGCAUUGUUUUUUUCCUUUCACGUUCCCCUUUCCCCAUUGUGAUGUUGUUCCUCCUCACGUUAGGAAGCAGAGAAAGGACCUGACCCGUGUGUAUCUGUGUUAAGAGAAUGUAUUCUUACGGGAGCGAGUAAGUUUUUAUUCCUGUCGUGUGAAUGUGCUCUCACUGUCAAUUAGUAGUUUUGUGCUAUUGAACAACCUGCAAAUGUCAGGUUGUCUGCGCUUUUUGUAUGACAUGGUCAAGGCACACUGUCAGGAAAACUGUUUCUAUGAAAUCUCCCUUAUUUGGCAAACCAUUAGACAAAUCUGUUCAAAAAAWGUUUUUAAUUUAAAUGUAACCUUUAUUUAACUAGGCAAGUCAGUUAAGAACAAAUUCUUAUUUACAAUGAUGGCCUACCC